CUCUUACUGUCGAAUGCUCGUUAACCUCGGGCUUGGAUGGUCGAGAGGCUUUCGGAGCUAUGGCUCAGAAGCGAAAAUCAUCGGGGGAUCUCCCCAACCCCAAGAGAGUGCAAAAUCGGACAGCGCUGGACGAUGCCGACCCCAUCUACGAGGAAAGGCACUCGGACGCCGAGUAUGACUUCUCGGAUCACUCCAGUGUCGCCAGCGACAGUCUCCACGAGACACCAGCGACUCCAAUGUCAACGAUUUCCGCUAGAUAUCCAUCGGAGCUAAAAACUCACCGCUGCCCUUUCGACGGUUGCACAAAGGCAUUCAACCGCCCAGCGAGACUUCAGGAACAUCUCCGCUCGCAUAACAACGAGAGACUCUUCCGGUGUACACAUGAUGAUUGCGAUAAGACAUUUCUCCGAGCUUCGCACCUGAACCACCACAUCAAAAGCGCCCAUACCGGGGUCAGAGACUACGUUUGCGAUCGUCCAGGAUGUGAAAAGAGCUUUGUAACUGGCUCACGACUUCGCCGGCACAUAGCUGCCCAUGAUGGAAGAGACAAGUAUCGCUGCACAGAGUUUUCUCCCUGUGAUGAGACUUUCCGGAAACACUCAACCCUUCAAAAACACAUCAUGAGUGUGCAUCUGAAGCAGAAGCCCUUCCCUUGUCUGCACGUUGACCAAACCACUGGUCAGAAAUGUCCAAUGGCGUUUGACAGCGCAGGUCACCUCCGAGCCCACGAAAGUCGAGUCCAUGCCGAGAAGCGAUUCACCUGCGCUGAGUGCGCCCAGCAGGCGGAGCAUACCGACCCAUCAUCUGAGGCCCCCUCUAUCGCAUUAACCUUCCCGACCUACGCCCUCCUCCAAGCCCACAUCCGGACUGUCCACCCCCCACAAUGUCCCAACUGUGCUCUGACCUGUUCCACGGCCCGAGAGCUCCGCCGUCAUCUGGAAGUUAGCCACGGCAACGUCAGCCUGGAAGAACGAAAAGUCUUCCCCUGCACUGUCCCGGGCUGCGAUAGCAGCUUCACCAAGAAGGGCAACCUAACUGUGCACAUCCGCACCGUUCAUCAAGGGGAAAAGCGUUUCAUCUGCGGUGAGACUGAUCUCUCCACGUCCAAACGUGUUAUCGGUUGGACAGGCGCCGGCGGUUGCGGAAAACGUUACGGGAGUAAACUCGCACUGGAGGAGCAUAUCCGAACAGCGCAUCUCGGCUUUCAGAAUGCCAAAGCCGAGCGUCGACAGCGUUUGGGUCUAAGCAAAACACCGAAUCACCAAACCGGUCCAUCGGCACUGGCUGCCCUGACGGGCGAGGGUUACGCCGAAGAAACAGGUCGGCAGAUUGCGUGCUUUAUCGAAGGUUGUCCACAUCGAUUCCACCGUAACUACGAUCUGUGGGUACACAUGGGGAGUAAGCACGGGUGCACGGAGGAUGAGAUCCGCGAUAUGUUCAUGCAACGAACGCUAUUGGCGGAUGAUAAUGAGCCUGUUACCGGAGAUCUCUUCGGUAUCUAUGGGCUCGAGUUCGAUAACGACGACUCCGCCUCGUACGAACCAUAUAUCCUAGGCGACAUGGGUACGGACACAAAACCCGUAUCCAACGAAGCCGGGCUAUAUACAAUGGAUGAUUCCUCGAAUCGCCCAGGCGAGUUUUCCAGCAGCUAUGCUGAUAUUAUGAUGCAAGAUGUUGAUUCCAAGAUACCCAGUGCCGAUGAUAUGGCGAUGAUUGAUCCUUUGUUGGCGUAUAACAUGGCGAGUACAUAAGUUGGACAUGCUUAUUCCCAUCUACUAUCUAUCUACUUACCUCUUUCCGGGCUUUAUAACAUGAUUUACGAACCGAUUCGGAACAUACCAUAAUGAAUGAUAUCUAUUUUUUGUCGUCCUCAACUUCCACCCUCGUCUCUUCUUUUUCCCCCCUCGCCCAUUUUAGUCUCAAAGGACCGUCUAGCUAGG
This is a messenger RNA of Aspergillus sclerotioniger CBS 115572, 1940 nucleotides long. RefSeq names its product C2H2-type zinc finger protein. NCBI's taxonomy places the organism in Eukaryota, Fungi, Ascomycota, Eurotiomycetes, Eurotiales, Aspergillaceae. The record is from RefSeq and is a predicted model, not a curated record. Gene Ontology annotation, cellular component: nucleus. Bases 60 to 1751 code for a protein of 563 amino acids. Gene Ontology annotation, biological process: regulation of transcription by RNA polymerase II. The transcript has 2 exons.